This is a messenger RNA of Thermochaetoides thermophila DSM 1495, 1983 nucleotides long. RefSeq lists its product as uncharacterized. Lineage: Eukaryota; Fungi; Ascomycota; Sordariomycetes; Sordariales; Chaetomiaceae. Gene Ontology annotation, molecular function: catalytic activity. The record is from RefSeq and is a predicted model, not a curated record. The transcript has 2 exons. Bases 1 to 1983 code for a protein of 660 amino acids.
AUGGCAUCAUCAACAACAUUCAUUCCCACCUGGGGCUGGGGAGAACCCGUCGUCGAAAGGUCCCCAACCAGAGAUGAUAGAGUACCUCUGUCAGAUCACAAGACGUUGCUCUCAGCUCUUCGAUACUGGCAAGAUAUCAUGGUGGCCCAGCCAGUUGCUCAGCAACUUUCGAAACCCCCUUCUCGAUAUUCGGUCAUACAGGGAGCAAAGAAGACCUUUGAAACCCUCUGGCGGGCGUGCCAAAGUGAACUCCCCAGGGAUGUGGAUCAAUUCAUGUCCACUAUCGAGAUCUCCUCGAGGUCUGAGCAUGGGGAUCAGGCCCAUUUCCCUAGUCCGCUUAGAGAGCAGGAGGCUAUCAUCGCCAUCAAAGCCCUAGAGGCUUGUACAGCCGCCGCUAUUGGCAAACUUCGCCACCGGGAAAAGAGCCCUAAGAUUGAGGUUGAUGUUGACAAGGCUUCUGUCUUCUUAAUGUCAGCUUACUUGACAACCCUUGAUGGCUUGGACAAAGCGAACCCUAAAAUUAGAAAGAGAAUACCUGACACGGAUUUGAAUCAGGCUCAAUCUGUACUGUACCGAAGGUUCUCGGCGAACCUCUACAGGACCAAGAAUCCUGGAGAGUACUACCAUAUCCAUGGGUCUCUGGAUGCCGAUACAACACUGGAGAUGUUGGGGCUGCCGAAGCACAACCCCGACUUGACGGAUUAUGACGACAUCAUUAGAUACAUCGAAGCGGCUGUCAAAAAGUACACGGCUGAGGAACUUGAUAAGCUCAACCUUGAACACAGACAAGCUGGCAUUCAGGCUUAUACCUGGGAGCAGUUCCAAAAUACUGAGCAUGGAAAACUCCUGACGUCUCUUCCUCCCUUGACAGUUCGGCCCAACAAGUACGACACAACCACGCCACCUGCUCCCUUUCCCUCAAUACCAGAAGCCCCUAAGCUAGCGGCACGACACGCUCUAGAAGGCAUCAAAGUCCUUGAGCUCUGCCGCAUCAUCGCCGGCCCAACCAUUGGCCGCUCUCUAGCCGCCCACGGAGCCCAAGUCAUUAAAGUGACAUGCCCCACUCUCCCCGAUGUCCCCUUCUUCCCACUAGACGUCAACACCGGCAAGCACGCCAUCCACCUCAACCUCAAAGACGCCUCGCCCAACGGCGACCGUGCCAAAUUCGACACUCUCCUCCUGGAAGCCGACGUCUUGAUCGACGGCUACCGCCCCGGCGCCCUCGCCAGGCUAGGCUACUCUCCCGAGCGACUGGCCGAGCUCGCUCGCCAGCGCGGUCGUGGCUAUGUCUAUGUGGCCGAGGACUGUUUCGGCGGGAGCGGCCUCACUGGCGCAGCGGAAGACUUCCCCACGGCCUGGUCCAAGCGUGCUGGGUGGCAGCAGAUCGCGGACUGUGUGACGGGCGCGGCUUGGGCGCAGGGCCGAUUCAUGGGACUCGACGAGCCCGUCGUGCCGCCGUUCCCGAUGAGCGAUUAUGGCACAGGUGCGCUGGGGUGCCUGGCUGCCAUGGCAGGGUUGUACCGGCGGGCUACGGAGGGGGGAUCGUGGGUGUGUCGGACGAGUUUGUGUCAGUAUGAUGUGUUUCUGCUAGGGUUGGGGUUGCUGCCCGAGGAGGAGCAGGAGAGGUUGAGGAAGGUCUAUGGGUUUGACGAGCAGGACCCGGAGGGGUUCUUCUCACUUAGGUAUUGUGAUUCGGUGGAUACGGUUGGGAAGAAAGCUCUGAAGGGGAUGAGGAAGGCUGUGCCACAUUUGUUCGAUGAGAAUGGGCAAGCGUCGGCGAGAUUGAUGCAUCGUGCGCGGAGCAAGGGGUUCAAGGGGGAUAUCCGAUGGCCUCGGGAGCCUAUCAAGAUUGAUGGCCUGCGGGUCGGGCAUGUGAGGACAGCCAGGCCAAAUGGGUAUGACACCUUGAAGGUAGGAAAGGAUGGCCAGUUGGAUGCCUGGAAUGAAUGGGAAGAGGAUGAGAUUGAUCAGGAAGUUGAAUGA